AUGCAGCUCGAAGUUCAAAGUGUCCAAUAUGAAAUCAUAAUCAAUGGUCAGUCGAACGUCUCCAUCUUGACAAAGCUACUGCAGCUCCUCGGGAACAGCCUAACACCCGGUUCAUGCUGCCAUCUUAACCUUCAUGUAUACACGUCAACCACGACAUCUUUCCCUGCAGUGGCCUCAUGCAUGUUUACGCGACAGUAUACUCCAUGUAUGCCAACUCUAAUUUGGAACCCAUUUUCUUGCAAGCUCUCUUCUCAACAAUCCGUAUCCCGCACCCUCGGCCAUGGUAAGCGACUGCGCCUUCGUCGCCCCAUCCUUCCCUAG
Molecule: messenger RNA, 321 nt
Organism: Plenodomus lingam JN3
Lineage: Eukaryota; Fungi; Ascomycota; Dothideomycetes; Pleosporales; Leptosphaeriaceae
Source: RefSeq, a predicted model, not a curated record